AUGACCUGUCUCGUUAUCAAAACGGAGCUGCAGAAGCUGUCGAUAACAAAUGACACGUCACUGGAAGUCGUGACCUCGACAGUAUUGUUCAGCAUCCUUGGGAUGGGUGUUAUAUUGAAUAUACUGUUGCUUGUGGCUGGAUAUCAGAAAGAUAUAUUGAUGCUACGUUUGUACAACUAUUACGCAACGGCUACUACCCUGGCGGCUCUCUUGCCUAUUUUCUUGUUGCUGUCUCGUGGAUUGCUAUUUGAGGUCUUCACAGCGUUGUUUACUCUAUUGAUGCAGUGCUACGUAAUCGUUCUGGUGAGGAGCGUAGUCGUAAAGCUUGAACUCGAUGAGAUGAUGUCCAACGAAGAUAUGUUCGGCGAGAACCAAGCGACUAUAGUCGUCCCCGAUGACGUGACUCUGCUUUGA
Parnassius apollo (apollo) is the source of this 414-nucleotide messenger RNA. The record is from the annotation of a GenBank genome assembly. NCBI's taxonomy places the organism in Eukaryota, Metazoa, Arthropoda, Insecta, Lepidoptera, Papilionidae.